Exophiala aquamarina CBS 119918 is the source of this 723-nucleotide messenger RNA. RefSeq lists its product as uncharacterized. The coding region runs from base 1 to 723 and encodes 240 amino acids. The record is from RefSeq and is a predicted model, not a curated record. The transcript has 3 exons. NCBI's taxonomy places the organism in Eukaryota, Fungi, Ascomycota, Eurotiomycetes, Chaetothyriales, Herpotrichiellaceae.
AUGAAGUCUCCUCAAGUUCAACUUGCUUAUGCCCAUAAGAUCUGUGCUGGUAGAGGUUCUUUGCAGGGCGGUGGAGGGUACUUCCGGGACGUUUUCAAAGUCCCCGAGUCAACGAGUGUCGCUCUAUCAUGGACUAUGAGAAGCAGUAUCAGUCUGAAGCAGGCAGAAUUGGGUGUCUUCCUGGGCGAUCGAUGCCGCCGAGGGCUGGUGUUGAUUGAUGCCUUACACAUCGCUGAGGAAGCUGAGAGGAUCAUCGUUCCUGGUUUCCAGGCUUUCGGCUACACGCCGCAUGAUAUCAAGGCCGUCUUCAUCACGCAUGAGCACUUCGACCACUUUGGUGGCGUUUGGUGGUUGCGAGACACGUACCAUAUACCGGCGUACGGCAGUGUAAUCGGCUGGGACAAUAUGGCACACUAUGAAAUUGACGGUGGGUCAAGACGAGACCAGCUUCAUGUUCAAUAUGCGAGAUGGCAGAGGGAAUACAUGGCAGCCCUGAACGGUGGAGCUGGAAUCAAGAGCAAUGGGACACAGUGGGCCGCUCAGGUCAAUGAUAAGCCGGCAAUGGUGAUCGAGGAUAAUAAUGUAACCGUCAUGCUCGCCAACCAUCCAAACCAGGACCAGUCUGUGACCAGCUUCGACAUUCUGGAGGCCAGAAAAUGCGAGGACGGUGAGUGCGAGCAGGAGAACCCGUUCGUGGCCGGGACAGAUGCCUUUUCUAGGUAG